CCGCAAAGCGCAGCACCAAACACUGAACCUUACUGAUCCCGUAACAGAACUGAGAGCAGCGCGGGGUGAUGAACGUGUGUGGAUGAUGUGCGCGCAACAAGGACUAAUCCAAGGAGAGGGCAGACUCGGGGAUAAACAUCACCACAGUGCACCUUCCGCAGUCUCUAAAGAGGAGUAAGGACAUAGGAGAGGAGAGCUCCGAGAGAGUGGGCACCACCAUCGCAUCUCAGGGUGGCUGCAUCGUUCUCCUGAUUGACGGGCGGGCUGAAGGACCGGCAAGCCAAACCCACCGGUGUAGGCUGAGUCUAUAUAAAGUUCAGCAGCGGCUGUACAGCGGGUGUCUAUCAUCAUAUCAUCAUCCGCCUCUUCUGCCGCUCGACCUGCAGACUGACUUGGAUUUAUCAUUCCUUUGUGUUAUCUGGAUAGCAUACAGGAGCAAACAUGUCUCAUGGAUGGGGAUACGGACCAACCAACGGGCCUGAAAAAUGGGCAGAUGAUUUUCCUCUGGCCAGCGGGCCCAGACAGUCUCCCAUCAACAUUGUCCCCAAAGAGGCCCAGUAUGACUCCUCUCUGAAGGCUCUGAAGCUCAAGUAUGACCCCUCCGAUGCUAAGGGCAUUCUCAACAAUGGACAUUCCUUCCAGGUGGACUUUGUGGACGAUACAGACAGCUCCACCCUGACUGGAGGUCCUAUUUCUGGAACGUACCGUUUGAAGCAGUUUCAUUUCCACUGGGGAGGCAGUGAUGACAGAGGCUCAGAGCACACUGUCAAUGGCAUCAAGUUCCCCUGCGAGCUUCACCUGGUGCAUUGGAACACUAAAUACCCUAACUUUGGAGAUGCAGCCAGUCAGCCUGAUGGACUCGCUGUGGUCGGAGUCUUUCUCAAGAUUGGUGCUGCCAAUCCCAGGAUUCAGAGAGUUUUGGAUGCCUUGGAUGCCAUUAAGACGAAGGGAAAGCAGACCACCUUUUCUGACUUUGACCCAAAGACUCUUCUUCCUGGUUCUCUUGCUUAUUGGACCUAUGAUGGCUCUCUGACCACACCCCCCCUGCUGGAGAGUGUCACCUGGAUCGUCCUCAAAGAGCCAAUCAGUGUCAGCUCUGCACAAAUGGCUAAGUUCCGCAGCCUCCUGUUUACUGGUGAAGGAGAAGCUCCAUGCUGCAUGCAGGAUAACUACCGGCCACCUCAGCCUCUGAAGGGCCGUCAGGUCCGCGCCUCCUUCAAAUAAACCCUGCUUCAUUCUCAGAGUUUUCUUUCCUCUUUCCAUUGCUCUCCACAUGCAGUCUUUACUUAGCUUACAUUAGCCCUAUUGACAUAAACUUGAAAAGCAGAAUAAAGGCCUAUAUGCUUAUGAUUUCUAUCACAUAGACUACCUGGAUGUAUUUUGAACAGAAACUCUAUUAUCUAUCUAGUAUCUAAUAUCCAUGUAAAAGGCAAAUGAUAUUUAAGACACUUUCAUAUAUGAGGCAGAUGUUUCAUUAUGUUCACGGCUUUAACUCACCAAUUCCUCACCCGUACAGACUAAUGCUCUCUCACCCACACGGAUCAUUCAUUGUUUCAACUGAACAUAAAUCAGAUAAAUGCUACAGCAGCUUCACGUGCCUUAUAUUUGAGCAUAAGUGUAGGAAUUGCUGGAGCUGGUUUUUUUUUUUUUUGACUGCUUUAUUGGCUAAUUUCAGUGUUAUUUUUGUGUAACUUCAGCUGCUGCAGAAAGAGACAGACCUUUGAUGUAUUAAGAAAAUCAGACAGACAUUGCUGAUCAUCUCAUUUUGGCUGUGACAUGUUACGUUACCACUCUACAAAUAAGAACUACAUAUUUUAUUAUUUAAUGUUUGUUUAUGGGUUCCUUGACAGUCUGCUUUUUCACAGACAAAAUAUACCCAAAAUAGAACUUAAAAUAUUGUAAAAGUAGUACAUUUUAAUACAUUUUCAAUGAACAACAAUAUUUUAUUGAUUAGUGUCAGUGCAUUUAAUUUAAAAACUAAAGACUAAAGACUUUGCCAACUUUAACUUGGGAUCUUGUGUGCCAUGAGGUCAUUGUAGGCCUAAAUUCCAUUGAGGAUAUUUAUCAAAAAAUAAAAAUCAUAAUUUCUAAUUCAAUCUGAUUGCAUGCUUGUUUGUCUUAUCCUGAUAUUACAAGACAAAGCUUUUAUCAACUUUUAAGUUUCUUUUAUAUUCAUCUCAUUGUUGUGAAUUGUGCUGCUGCUGAGAUUGUGAAAUGUGAUUGUAAAUGCUUUUAUGGAGGAUUUUUUUAAGACUUACAGUCACCUUGUGAUAGUAAUGUUGUGGAAUACAUCAAUGUUAAUGCGUGUAAAUCGAGAAUGUGUUGCCCAUUGCUCAUUGCAAAAGAACAAAACCAUAAUGCCACUGCCACGUUGCUGAGGUCAUGGUUUUAGUGAAGUACAAGUGUAUUUUUUUAUAAAAAUUAUUGCAACUGAACUACCUAUCACCACAGUGCUUUAAACGUUGUCAUCAAGAGAGAAGUGUUAUAGAAACAAUUUAAGGAGUCACUUUUUAACUAGACUUACAUUAACAAAAGCAACAAAGGUCAUUGUCAGUUGCCAUUUGUCAUUAAAUUAGUAAUUACAUGAGCAAUAUCUGAUUCUUUGAACUAAACUGACAUCAGCAGCAGGUAUUCUUAGGAGACUGGGGCAUUGUGCCUUUCAGACUGUAGCCACGGUGAAACAGCUGUAACCCUUUAAAGUGUACCAUUUAACUGCUUUCAAAUUAAAGAUAGA
Molecule: messenger RNA, 2734 nt
Organism: Scatophagus argus
Lineage: Eukaryota; Metazoa; Chordata; Actinopteri; Scatophagidae
Gene: cahz
Product: carbonic anhydrase
Exons: 7
Coding region: 442-1224 (260 amino acids)
Biological process (GO): carbon dioxide transport
Cellular component (GO): cytoplasm
Molecular function (GO): carbonate dehydratase activity; zinc ion binding
Source: RefSeq, a predicted model, not a curated record